UGUAAAACAAAAUUGUAUUGUUCCGAAACUUAUACAAAAUGCAGGAAAGCAAAAAAUAUAAAACGUGUUUUGUGCCUCAGUGUAUAAGUACAACAUUCAAAACACCAGAAAAGUUAUUUUUUUUUGUGCCUCAAACUGAAAACGUCAGGAAACAUUGGUUUCAAAUUGCGAGACGAAAUGAUACACCAUCAAUAAAAUCAAAAUUUUACUGUUGUCAAGAUCAUUUUAAUCUAAAGGAGGAUAUGGACAAUUAUGUAAGAUUUUGUUUAAUGGGAGCUCCUAAAAAAUUGAAACAGGGUAUAACACCGCACAAAUUCGACUGUCAACCUAAUCGAGUAAAAACUUGGAUACAAUCAUCUCGUUCUGCUUUAGAAAAGCUAACCAGGAAAAGAGAAAUUUCUGAGAUAUUGUCCAGCUCGGAAAAGGAAAAUUUAAAAUUGAGUAGCGAGGAACAAAUAUUAAACAAACGAAGAAAAACAAACACAAUUUUAGCAGAUUUAAGUAAUUGCAAUGAUUUGCCAUCUCAACCGAUCAAGGACUUUCUACAGGAUUCUUCUCAUGUUGAAAUAAAAACACAACAGAAACUUAUGGAACCUUAUCAGCCCGAAGAUUCGACAUCUCCGUCAGUUCAGAAUUUUUCAAAACAGUCUCGCGAUUUUGGAGUUCAAGUUCAGCAAAAUCUUGUGAAACCCCAUGUUCGAAGCAAAUCAAUUUUAUGCAAGCCUGAAAAUAAUAGUAUAUCUAUUAUGUGCAAACCAGAUGUUGCUGAUGCAACUGUACAGUGUGAUUUAAUUACUGGAAAUAAAGUAAAAAUACAAACUCAAGAUUUUUCUGACAAUACGAGUUCAGGUUUGCUAUCUUGUUCAACGAAUCCAUUGAGUACAAAUCCAUCGAGUGGAUAUAAACUUCCAUCUUCUCUCAGUGCAACUCAAACCUCUUCCGUUUGCAGCGAUGAUAAGAAACAAAAAAACAAAGUCAUGAAAGAAACGGCUUUAAAAGUAACUAAAUAUUUUAUUAGUAUGGAUUCGAAAAAAUAUACUGGUAUUACUAAUGACUGGAUGUGGAUUGUUAAUUUAUUAGAAUCUACGACUGGAUGUCCGAGUGAUAAUAUUCUUUUAACUUUAAUGAAAAUUAAAACAAAUGACACAUUCAGCAGAUUGGGCGAUCGUUUUGGAUUGUUAACUUCUCAAACGAGUAAAAUUUUUCGAAAAACUGUUAAACCCUUAGCUCAUUAUUUGAAAACUCUUGUCUUCUGUCCGAAUCCCACUCUGAUUAAAAAGAAUUUACCUAUCCCAUUUCGUGCGUCUUAUAAUCAGGUUUGCAUAAUAGUUGAUGCCUUUGAAAUCGAAAUCGAAAAGCCAUCUGAUCCAAUACAGCAAUCUUUAACUUGGUCAGAUUACAAAAAGUGCAACACUUUAAAAUAUUUGAUAGGAUGCACUCCAGAUGGAUUUGUUUCCUUCAUGUCUCCUGGCUACGGAGGUCGUACGAGCGACAUUGAAAUUUUCAAAGAAAGUGGAAUAAUGGACAUUAUUCCUGAAAAAUGUGGUGUAAUGGCAGACAGGGGAUUCAAGCAGAUUCAAACUAUUUUGAAUACAAAGAAAUGUAAAUUAGUGCGUCCUCCUUCUGUUUCUGCUUCCGUCAAAUCGUCAAAAAGUGAUGUACUGAAAACGAAGAGUGUGGCAAGUUUACGAAUUCACGUCGAAAGAGUGAUACGGAGAGUUCGAGAGUAUAAAAUGUUAUCACCACAUGCAUGUCUGGAUUGGAAUUUAAUACCGUACGUCGACGACAUUUCAAAAACUGCAGCAGGUUUAAUUAAUUUUCAAAAACCAAUUAUAAAAAAAUGA
Messenger RNA from Leptopilina heterotoma, 1844 nucleotides. RefSeq lists its product as uncharacterized. Lineage: Eukaryota; Metazoa; Arthropoda; Insecta; Hymenoptera; Figitidae. The record is from RefSeq and is a predicted model, not a curated record. The coding region runs from base 39 to 1844 and encodes 601 amino acids. The transcript is spliced from 3 exons.